Molecule: messenger RNA, 3202 nt
Organism: Nicotiana tabacum (common tobacco)
Lineage: Eukaryota; Viridiplantae; Streptophyta; Magnoliopsida; Solanales; Solanaceae
Molecular function (GO): zinc ion binding
Source: RefSeq, a predicted model, not a curated record
UCGUUCUCAAGGUAAGCCCAUAAGGCUGUAAUACCCAACACAACCCUCGCAACCCUCAAAUCCCUUUUGCCCCUCAUUCCCUCUAUUUCUCCAGCCUCCUUCCAUUCCCUUCCUUGCCCUUACUCCUCUUUUCCGAUUUUCCCCUUUCUCUCCUUCUCUCUCAGCCUACCCCUUUUACCCGCCAUAUUCAAAUAUUUCUCAGACCCUUUUCUUGGAUUUCAAUUUGGAACCCUAUUUCGAUCCUUUUUUUUCUCAUUUGGAUCAAUUUUGGUGAAAUCUGAGAUGGGUUCUGAUGGGUUUUGUGUUUUCUUGGUGUUUUGAUUGAAAAAGCUGGAAUCUUUGAGUUUUAGUUCACUUGGGUUUUAGGGCUGCUCGACAAAGUCUCGAUCUUGAUUUCAAAGAGCUAGUCUUUUGACUUUUGGCUCUCUCUUAAUUGAUGGGAUUUGUACAGCUCAAUUAUAUUGAGCCUUGUUGGUUUUAAUUCAUUCUUGUAGCUGAAAGGAGCUGCUAUUUCACGGAGUUUGAUCAGUGCUUUGGACUAAUAUAGUGCUGGGAGCAGCAGGCCUUGGUGAAAUCAGCUGAAGUAAAAAUUAGUGAUAUUUGUUAGUCGUGAGUUGAUACUUCAUCAAGUGAGAGAAGAGUUUAUCUUUUCUUGGUACAUUUGCAAAGAUUGGUGUCCCCAUAUUUCUCAGAUUGGUAGAACAGGUGACAGAACAGCCUAUUGAUUGAAGUGUAGGUACUUUUGCAAAGAUAAAUGGCGAACCAUGAGUUGAUCCUUGGCCAAAAUCACAAUUUAGGUGUUGGUGAUCAGAACCAGCAAAUAGUGUUUGACCAUUCUCAUGAUAUGGGUAUAAGCCAGAACCAUGGAUUGGAACUAGCAGAGAACCAUAACGAUGAGCACGAGAUGGGUAUAGGGCAGAGCCAAGAUCAUGACGGGAACCACGAGCAUGAGUAUGAGAACGAGAAUGGUUUACCAAUGGAGCGGAAGCCUGAGCAUGAAAACCAGGAGUUGCCUGAUGAAAACAAUGAGUUAGAUAUUUCUGAACAAGAUGAGUUAGGCAUCGAGGAAAACCAAGAGCUUGGUGAUAACAUGGAAUUAGCUGUGGUUGAGAGCCAUGAUAUGGGAGUUGAACAACCUGAACAUGUAUUUGAAGUCCAUGAUGGCCAGAUGGUUCUUGCUUCGUCAGGCCCUGUCAUUCAGGCCCGAACUAUUUCAGCAACACCUGAUUAUGAGCUACAUGUGGGACAAGAAUUCCCUGAUGUCAAAAGCUGCCGAAGGGCUUUACGUGACACAGCCAUUGCUCUUCACUUCGAGAUUCAGACCAUAAAAUCUGAUAAAACUCGUUUUACUGCUAAGUGUGCCAGUGAGGGCUGCCCUUGGCGCAUUCAUGCUGCCAAACUUCCAGGUGUACCCACAUUCACUAUCAGAACAAUUCAUGACAACCAUACAUGUGGAGGAAUCGCUCAUCUUGGCCACCAGCAAGCCUCAGUUCAGUGGGUGGCCAACUCUGUGGAGCAACGGCUUCGGGAAAACCCAAAUUGCAAGCCAAAAGAGAUCCUUGAAGAAAUUCACCGGACUCAUGGAAUCACCCUGUCGUACAAACAAGCUUGGCGUGGAAAGGAACGAAUAAUGGCUGCUAUGCGCGGUUCCUUUGAAGAAGGUUAUCGCCUUCUUCCUCAGUACUGUGAACAAGUUAAAAGGACCAAUCCAGGGAGUAUAGCAUCAGUUUACGCAAAUCCUGCUGAUAAUUGCUUUCAGCGGCUUUUUAUAUCAUUUCAGGCUUCUAUUUUUGGUUUUCUAAAUGCUUGUCGCCCUCUUCUUGGGCUUGAUCGGACGUUCUUGAAAAGUAAAUAUCUUGGUACUUUACUUUUAGCUACUGGCUUUGAUGGAGAUGGCGGCCUUUUUCCGCUAGCAUUUGGUGUUGUUGAUGAGGAAAAUGAUGAUAACUGGAUGUGGUUUCUCUCUGAACUUCAUACCUUGCUAGAGGUCAAUACUGAAAACAUGCCAAGACUUACCAUAUUGUCUGACAGGCAGAAGGGCAUUGUAGAUGGUGUUGAAGCAAAUUUUCCCACUGCUUUCCAUGGUUUUUGCAUGCGUCAUUUGAGUGAAAGCUUCCGUAAGGAAUUCAACAAUACAAUGCUUGUUAACCUGUUGUGGGAGGCCGCACAUGCUCUUACAGUAAUUGAGUUCGAAGCAAAAAUUCUCGAGAUUGAGGAAAUAUCACAGGAUGCUGCGUAUUGGAUUCGGCGGAUUCCUCCACGAUUGUGGGCCACAGCUUAUUUUGAGGGCACAAGGUUUGGUCAUUUGACUGCUAACAUAGUGGAACAAUUGAAUAAUUGGAUUCUAGAGGCCUCUGGACUUCCAAUAAUUCAGAUGAUGGAAUGCAUCAGGAGGCAGCUUAUGACUUGGUUCAAUGAACGAAGAGAGACCAGUAUGCAGUGGACGUCAAUCCUGGUGCCUACAGCGGAGAUGCGAGUUGCAGAUGCUCUUGAGCGUGCCCGGACUUAUCAGGUUCUUCGUGCUAAUGAAGCUGAGUUUGAAGUGAUAUCUCAUGAGGGUACCAAUAUUGUUGAUAUUCGGAAUCGUUGCUGCCUUUGUCGGGGCUGGCAACUCUAUGGUUUGCCCUGUGCACAUGCUGUGGCAGCACUACUUUCUUGCCGGCAAAAUGUCCACCGGUUUACUGAGAGUUGCUUUACUGUUGCAACGUAUCGGAAGACAUAUUCCCAAACUAUACAUCCUAUUCCAGAUAAAUCAUUAUGGAAGGAGUUGUCAGAGGGAGAUCCAAAUGCUGAGGAGCUUGUUAUAAACCCACCUAAGUCACUUCGUCCUCCUGGCAGGCCAAGGAAGAAGAGAGUUAGAGCAGAAGACCGUGGUAGGGUGAAGCGGGUUGUGCAUUGUAGCCGCUGCAAUCAGACUGGCCACUUCAGAACGACAUGUGCAGCUCCAAUUUGAGUUGUCUCUGCAGACAAUGAAAUCUGUGUGAUACCCUCUUCCCGUGCAGAAUUUAUCUUAUGUUCUGUCAAAGGAUAUUUCUAGUUAGCUUCUCAGUCCAUAGUGAUAACUUUUCAUCUACUAGUCUAGUAAGCUUUUCCUUUUUGGAUUUGUCUUAAUAAUACAUUGCAACAAAGGAUAAGUUUGGUAUUAUAACAAUGAUAACAAGAAAAUUGGUUUUCUUAGGUUGUGGAUGCCACAUGCAAUUUA